This is a messenger RNA of Diatraea saccharalis (sugarcane borer), 1132 nucleotides long. The record is from the annotation of a GenBank genome assembly. Lineage: Eukaryota; Metazoa; Arthropoda; Insecta; Lepidoptera; Crambidae.
AUUUAACUUUAUAAUGCCAUAGUAGUAAUGCUUUCAUUUUGUUCCAGUGCUCACACGUCGAAGCGUAUUGCUAAGAUGAUAAUAGUCAUUAUAUGGUUCAUGGCACUAUCUCUAGCGGCUCCAAUGGCGAUGUCCUGGGAAGUCAUAAUGGAAGACGAAUUAGAUUCAGACACAAAAUUAUUCUACAAGAAGCCAUUUUGCGCGCCCAGUGAGUUCGGCUCGCAUUCCCUGGCAAUCUACAGACUGAUUUUAUAUGUAUUUCAGUAUGUGAUACCGUUAUUCGUAAUUACGUUUGCGUACGCGCACAUGGCGAUGAAAUUAUGGGGAGCACGCGCUCCGGGCAACGCAUUAGAGACAAGAGACGCCAACCAUAUGAAGAACAAAAAAAAGGUAAUUAAAAUGCUGGUUUUGGUGGUGGCGCUAUUUGCACUAUGUUGGCUGCCUCUACAGAGUUAUAUGCUGCUGCAGUCAUUUUUUCCUUCUAUAAAUGAAUACAAAUACAUAAAUGUCAUUUUCUUCUGCUUCGACUGGCUUGCGAUGAGCAAUUCCUGCUACAACCCGUUCAUAUACGCCAUUUACAAUGAAAAAUUCAAGAAGGAAUUUAAACAACGAUUUACAUUCGGGCGGAAAACAAACAGAUUUGCCAAUGAUAGUUACGAGGACGGCCAAUCAUAUAGAACCCGAAUCCUUUCAUUUCGUUCAACAAAUGAAAGGAGCAUAUACUCAGCUAGAAAAUCAAUCAACCUCACACAAAUGGAUAAUCUUAGGAGCGAGAGAGAUUCUUGUAAUUGUUUACGAAAUCAAAGUAACUAUAACGAAAACGGCUUUCAAUAUUUAAAACCGGGUGAAUAUCAAACAAGCGACAAUAAAAGGUACACGAGUACAGAAGGGACGAGUAGAAGAAAAUCGAGCAGAAGCCUAUCCAAUGGGAAUGAAAAACCUAUAGAUGAUAGAGUUGGUGAAUUAUACAUUUUCCCAAAUAGCAACAUUGUCGACUUUACUGACAUAGCGUAUGAAGACAAAGUAUAAAUUGAACAUUACCAUAUAGUUAUUAUAUAUAAUGUUAAAAUGUUUAAAUUUAAGUAUUAUAAGCUUAAAGAUAAAUAUCACUUUGUCUAUUUAUUUUUUUACU